UCAUUUCAUUAUGUCGCAUACGCCGCACCAUAAAACGAACGCAAUGGAGCUGGAGCGUUUUGUUUAUUUCUUCAUUUGUCUAUCAAUAUCCUUUAUGGUUUCCAAAGCAGAAUCUGACGUGAAAUGCCAGCCCACUGAAGUCCUUGUAAAAGAAAGAGUAGGCUAUGAAGAAUGGCAGUAUGAAUGUAAAAGGGUCUGUCCUUCACACCAAUAUGUGUACAGACAAAAGUGCUACGACAAUUGUCCAACUUACACGAGUGCUAAAGAAAAUGGAUUCAUAAAGUACUGUGUCAGUGACCUCGAGAACUUCAAUUGUCCCAAAUCAAUUUGCCAAAAAGAAUACCCGUUUUGUUUCGACGGCAACUGUAUCGACACCUGCCCAGACUACACAAUUGGUUACAAUAAUUCCUGUGUUUUGAAGUGUCCAUUAGAAGCGAGGUAUAUGAUGGCACACUCAUGUGAAGGAAUCUGCUAUACAGGAAGGAAGACGUGUUUUCAGAGGUGUCCAAGUUCACAUCCGCAGGUGUUUCGAUCGUCAUUUCUUUAUCACUGUUUAAAGGAAUGUCCAUAUUUUACGGUGACUAAUGGUAGUAGAUGUGAAUUGUCCUGUCCGAGUGAUAGUCCUUUUCUUUUUAACAACACGUGUCAUCCCACGUGUCCUUCUUCAGUUCCUUUCGCCUCUCUGAAUAUGUCGGCCUUUAAUAAGAUUUUCGUUUGUUCCGAACGAUGCGAUGUGAUGAUGGCGUCUUACAAAAACGUAUGUGUUUCUAUUUGUCCCAGUAGAUCACCCUUUGGAUAUCACGGAAAAUGUGUAAAGAAAUGUGGGAGAGAUAGCCCGUAUGUCAAUACAUCACCAUCUUGGAAGUCUACUAUAUAUUACCAGCAGUGUGUUGCAGAGUGUCCUCGUGACAAAUUUCUCUGGAUGAAGACCAGACAGUGUGUGACCAACUGUCCCAGAAACACUUUAUUCUUCAACAAAACGUGUGUCUCUGCAUGUCCUCGAAACUUUCCCUUAAAUUACACUAAAGAAAAUCAAGGAAGAAUUGAACACGAGUGUGUGAGAAGAUGUCCCGAGAAAACCUAUCAUUUCAAGGAUCACUGUUUUGAUCGAUGCCCAACCUAUUUAAAGUAUUACUUAUCAAAUUGUACGACAGAAUGUCCGACACUUCAGCCAUACAUAAUAAGCGAUAAUAACACUUGUGCUCGAUCAUGCCCAAUGAAGUAUGUUUAUAACGGAAACAUAUGCGAUAAAAAGUGUCCGAAAGACAAAUUUUAUAUUGAAAACAAAAUAUGCGAAAAAACCUGUUCAGAUAUAUCGGCUCUUCAGCAGAAAACUAAAAAGGGGAUAAUUUGCUUGAAUUCUACUUCCUGUCCCAACGAUACAGUACUAUUUGAAGGAACGAACCACUGCAUAGAAAAAUGUCCCAAGACCAUGUUAAUUGUCAACAAUAUCUGCAGAAAUGUGACCUCCUGUCCAUCCUCUACCUAUACCGAGAAUUCUACACGAGGAGAAAUCUGUACAAAAAAAUGUUCCAAAACUUUAUAUGUUGAUGAUCAUCUCUGUGUUAAGAUUUGUCCAAAAACCAAAGUCCUUGUGGGGCAAAACUGUAGCAAAGAUUGUCCAAGUUCCAAACCAUACAGAUAUUUGAAUAACACUGAUUAUGAGAAUGCUGUGAAUGUGUGUGUUUCAGUUUGCCCAUAUGACUAUGUUAUUUAUCAAAAGAAAUGCAUUCAGUUUUAUGAAUGUGACAACUACGUGUACCAAGGACAUUGUUAUGACGUUUGUCCACCUCCCAGUGUUCCAAAUCCAGAAAUAUCUGAAUCUUGUGUUGUCGAUAGUUCUCUAUCUCUCUACACAGGACUAGCGUUGAUGUGUUUGUGUCUUUUGUGUAUUUUCGGUUUUUUAUUGGGCUGCAUCUGCUGUUAUAGAGGAGAGGUGAAAUGUUUCAGAAAAUCUUCACAAAGAGAUUCGGAAUAUUCAUGUAAUCUUAUUGAAGAGGAGCUGCAGACAGGCUGAAUUAAUUCCUUUCUUCGUGAACUGACUGCAUGCACAUACAGCUUCCUGUGUACCGCAGAAGAAAAGUAUGAACGAGGCAUUCUAAUUUGUAUUCAGGAAAUAUUCUAAUAAAUCUGAUAUCUAA
This is a messenger RNA of Ostrea edulis (European flat oyster), 2141 nucleotides long. RefSeq names its product proprotein convertase subtilisin/kexin type 5-like. The coding region runs from base 11 to 2017 and encodes 668 amino acids. NCBI's taxonomy places the organism in Eukaryota, Metazoa, Mollusca, Bivalvia, Ostreida, Ostreidae. The record is from RefSeq and is a predicted model, not a curated record. The transcript is spliced from 3 exons.